Molecule: messenger RNA, 8522 nt
Organism: Porites evermanni
Lineage: Eukaryota; Metazoa; Cnidaria; Anthozoa; Scleractinia; Poritidae
Source: the annotation of a GenBank genome assembly
AUGGCGGACCGAAUGUCUGACUUUGAGCUAAAUCAUGUUCCUUGUGAAGCCAAAGAUUUUAACACUGCAAGGUGUCGGGUUGCACCACAAAUAAUUGAAAAGAUUGGCGGAAUAAUUAAUACUCCAGUUCGAAUAGCGACAGACUCUGGAUUUGUCUUCUGUACCCUGUGGCCAAGACGUGAUGGACAAGACAAGAUCGUUCAAAUUGAUGGGCUCGUAACCUUGCCAAACAGCAAGAAAACGAACGUAAAAAAGGGCAUUUUUUGUACGAAGAAAAUAUCUUCUAAAGACAUUAUCAUAACCAAGCCCGCUGAUGCAGAAACUAUUGUUGUAUCUUUGUUUUUGUCAAGCUCCAGUUCUAAUGAAUGUUUUCACGGUCUGAAUCAGAGUGCCAGAGAAUUGAAGGAGGAAAGAAUGGUCCGGAGUAUUUUAAGAGGCUGCGUAAUAAUGCAUGGCUGUGUUGUUCAACCAAAGGAAUGUCGAAACGGUCAAAGACCCAAAAGAAUUGCUAAGAUUUUGAUUGUAUCUACAAAACCGUCAACCCAGUCUUUGGAAGAUCAACCAAUUAAAGUAACUGAUAAAACAGAGAUUAAUGUUAAGUCGGUUAGAUCAGGCCAAAUCCUUGAAGAUGACAAUAAUCAAAUUUUGGCUGGCCUGGAUGAUGUCGCAAGAGAACUUCAAGAGCUUUUAAGUUAUCCCUUUUUAUACCCUGGAGCGUUUGCCCAAUUAGGACUUGAAUGCCCUAAGGGAAUUUUACUUCAAGGGGUUCCAGGUGUUGGAAAGACACUCCUUGUCAAGAGUGUCACAUUGCAGUGUAAUGUACAGUUGAUAACACUCAAUGGAACUGAUGUGUUCGGGCCACAUCCUGGGGAGAGCGAAGAAAAUUUGAGAAAAAUGUUUGAGACUGCGAGGUGAGGUAAACUGCCAACAAUGUACAGAACACCAAGGGCUUAUCACAUUGCAAUGUUACUACCAUAGUUAGUAGAGAAGACUGGUUUGGAAAGCCGGCAAAGAUCAAAGUUAAAAACAAUGGUGCUGUAGGUUUUGUUGGAAGCUCCCUGACUGUGCACAAUCCUUUGUUUUUUGUUCACAAAAUGUGGCUGAAUAAAUUAGUGCAAUGUUUCUAUUGGUCAGUAAGUUCAAAGUGAUAGGAAUUCUAUUGAACGUUGUGCACAGUCAGGUCCAAAAAAGCUAACAAAAACAUAUAACAAAGGGUUUCCCAGCCAUUCCACUUUAAUUAACUAUGGUUACCACCCACCUUCAGCUCAUGGUUCCACUUGAGUUUUAAUACCAUUUCUAUGUUCUAUAAGAGUACAAAGAAAGGAAAACUGUUUGAAGUCUGCCUUAAUUCCUUGGAAAAUUUUGUAGGCUAAGGAAGGAGUCUAGGUAUGGGUAGUGCCUCUGAUUGGUUAAAGAUUAGCUUCUUUCAAUCAGGAGCACUACCUUGAUAUGACACAUCAUCAGCGUGGGAUUUUUGCACUUGUUCCGCUGACGUCAUUUCAUAGGAAACCAGUGGUGGCGUCAUGAAAUGUCAGCCAUUUUCUGUGGCUAGAUUCUUGUUAGAUGAAAAGUGUUAACCCUUUAGGUCCCCAAGAGUUACCACCUUCAAUUUUCUCCUAACAACAUUAGCAUAUCAUCAAGAGUAAAGGUUAUGAGAAUUACUUAAUUGAUUACCAAAGAGAGAAUACUUUGAUCUUAAACCAAAUUCUCCCAACUAUUCUUAAAAGAAAUGUAUGAAAAUAAGUCUGGAGAAUUUGUAUGUGGAUCUUGGGACUUAAAGCAUUCAAUGUAUUUGAGAUUCCUGGAACGUUUCCUUUUCUUUAGGAAUGCUUCACAACGUGGUCCAUGUGUCUUAUUUAUCGAUGAACUUGAUGCUCUGUGUCCUAAGAGAGGAAGCAGUGUUGAUGAGCAAGAAAACAGAAUUGUUGCACAGCUUCUGACUCUCCUUGAUGGUUUGGAAUCCAGAGGUCAGCUUGUCAUUAUAGGAGCAACAAAUCGACCAAAUGCUAUUGAUCCUGCUCUUAGGAGACCUGGCAGGCUUGAUAGAGAGGUCAGAAUAAAGAAGUUAUUUAGCUUAACAGUACUAGUGUUGAGAAUUGGCUGAAAUUUUAGAAUUGAUUGUCUUAAAGUAAAUAAUUUAAAUGACCCGACCAAUCAAUCAUUUAUUAUAAUAAUAAAAAAAUUCUUAACUAUAAGAAUUCCAUUCAUUUUUCCUUCAUGUUCCAUUCAAACCACUGUCUCACACGAAACGUGUCUGAAAUUUCAUGAAAUUUUAAAUGAAAACUGUCAGGCAAUGCUAUCCUUUGGAGCUCUUUGUUUGUCAUGCAAAACUUGUUGUUCUGACUGUUUUCUGAUUUUUUGAAUGUUAAUAAUUUAUAGGUUAUUAUUGGAGUUCCAAAUGCUCUCCAGAGGCUUUCCAUUUUAGAAGCACACACUGCUUCCCUGAAGAUAGCUCAAGGAGUCGAUCUGGCUCACAUUGCCGAACUGACUAUUGGAUAUGUGGGUGCUGAUAUAGCUUCUUUGUGCAGGGAAGCAGCAUUUAUUUCUCUAAAAAGGACUUUAGGUUGCAGUUACAACAAAGGGCUGGACAUUUCAAGUGAAUGGGCAAAUGUGGAAGGUAACUAGAAAAUUGUUUGUAUAGGUAAUAGCAUGAUUUGAAGUGAUAUUUGGCAUAAAUGCCACGAGUGAUAUUUUGAAAUUGUUAUACAUAAUUUCACGAGCUGUUAGGCGAGUGAAAUUUGACACAAUUAUGAAAUAUCACAAGUGGUAUUUAUGCCAAAUAUCACAUACAAAUUGUGUUAUUAUUUGUUUAUACUACUACCCACCAAAGAUUUGUAAUUUUCACAUGUAUUUUUAAAUUAAGCUGAAAUACCACUGCUCUAAGCCAAUCAAAUUGCAGAAAUUUCUCAAUGUAGUAGCUCUGCUGCCAAAAAUUUUCCCCAAACUCAAACAAGUGAGCCUGCCAGCAGGCUAGGCUGUUACAUGUGACAAACUCUUGCAUUUUGUAAUGGCAAGAAUAAUGAAAUGGCUCAACAACAAAUUAUUGACAAGUAAAACACUUGUUAAUUUAUUUCCUUGAUUUUGUCCAGUUUUUACCAGGGGCAAAUUUUAUGCCCGGUGCCUUUGAGGGUUGUCCUGUCCCAGACAAAGUUUGAAAAUUUGCGACAAACCAUCUGCAUUUUUCAAGCGUUGAUGGUGACCGAAAAUUUGCUAGUGCAGAUAGACCCCGAGCCAAACUGAGUAAACUUUGAAAUAAUAAAUUGUAACAAUGAAGGCAUAUAAUAUAUUUUUAAUUUAAUUUAAUUUAAUUUUUUAUUUUUAUUAUUUUGCCACACAGAAUAAGUAAAUCAUUAAUAAAUCAAUAUUCACUCAAGUAAAUCAUUGCAUUGUUCCAUAUGCCCAAAUGCCCAGUUUCCAAUUACCAAUGACUAUUUACCAAAGCAACCUUUUUUGAUUUAGCUGUAUACAUGUAUUGGGAUUUUUGAAAACUGCCCUGUCCAUCCUGUCCAUUUCUUAAAGUUUGUCUGUGUUGUUGCUGUGUGUUGCACAUGCAAAGUUGUUGUUUUGCCAAUCUCAACCUAAUGCUUUUUUGACAUAAUUUCUCGUUGACGUCGCCAUCGCCAUUGCUUAACUGCUUCCUGUCUUACCGGUAUCAUUACUUAAUUGAUUAAGCCAUUGUUAGUCUUUUCAUGGUCAAUGGCCUAUCCUGCUGGUGUUUGGCCAUUAGGAAGUUUAAGGCAUAAAUAUUGCCUGUGCAGGGCCUGAUUAAACUACUUAACAGUUAUUCCAUAGCCCAUGAGGCUGAAGACCAAAUGGGCUAUUGACUCAGAGGCCAUGAGGGCGAGAGGAAAUAAUUUAUUGUUUUAGUAAAAUCCAACUGGUUGGUCAAAAGUAUCAAGACUAAACAACUUUAGCUAGCCAAAUACGAUUCAGCUGCCCUUGUUUUGGUUUUCAAAGCCAGCGCUUUUCGCUACUAGUGGGCUAUAACAUAUAGCCUAGUAGUCGCUCAACCAAUCAAAACGCAGCAUUGAUAAUAGACCACUAGUUGGAUUUUACUGAUGUCUGAUAGCCUGGGGCUACUGGAGCCCCAAGUUAAGGGGGCACUCCGGAUUUCAAGUGACGGGGAUGAUCGAAAGGACAAAAAUCAAAACCCAAAAACUUCCGUAGGGCUUCCAACAAAACCCCACAAAUCCCUGGACCAAAAAUUAACCUCCCACAAAUCCCAUGUCAGAUUUUAAAGCGUUAAACAUUUCACUACCAUGAAUCUUCAGAUUGUUUUGAAUACCCAAAAAAAUCUCUUCUUAAAUCAAGCCAUCUCCAAAAAAAUACUUGCCAAAUUUUUCUUCCAAAAAAAAAAACCCUAAAUGGAAAAUAUCAAACCCCCCCAAAAACUUUGAUCAUCUCCAUCACUUGAAAUCUGUGGUACCCCCCUGGGAUUGGAGUGUCCUGUCAGCUGACCAGCAUAUUGUUACUAAAAAAUGCCUGGUGUUCAACCAACAUUCGCUGAGAAAAGGAAAUGUUAUUGAGAAAGGGGAUUUCAGGUAGGCCAGCUGCUUGUCAUACUGCUCCAGGCUAAAAAAAUUCAGCAUCAGCGAUCUUUUUUUAAUUUCAUCUCACCCUGCUGUUAGCAAUAAAUUUAUACAGAACAGUCUGAAAAAGAUCUAGCCUCCCCGCAGACGUCCUUUGGGGUUCGUUUGUCACGCAUUCGUUUCUCCCCCACUGUCCAUGGGGGAGAAAUGAAUGCGUGACAAACGAACCCCCAAAUUAAAGGACGUCUGCGGGGAGGUUAAAAAAGGUCAUGAUUUUAUAGAAAUCUACUGAGAGUGACUCCUCCUUUCUUGUUAGAAGACAGAGCUGAGGUAACCAUGGCUGAUUUUCAGCUAGCCCUGUGCCAUAUUGUUCCUUCUACAUAUCGUGGCUUGGAGGGAAUGGUUGAGUUGCGCCCUGUUAACUGGGAUGACAUUGGUGGGCUGCAAGAUGUUAAACUAGCCCUCAAACAGGUGAAACGUUCUCAGAUGCAAGAUAAUACCGUAAACUGCAGCUUAUAGGCUCCCCCACUUAUAAGCCCCCCAGUUAUGGGCCCAAUAUCCACCUGUAAAACAGUAAUACGUCAGAUUAUAAGCCACCUGGGAUAUAAGCCCCCUCUGCCUUGUUUUGAAAUGAAUUUGAUUGUUAUUGAGUUCUAAAGCUUAAUUAAAAGCCAGUAAAUGUUCUACUAUACAUGUUUGUACAUCUAGAUUGUUUUGAAGCGCUUUUCCUAUUCUAGUUACAAGUGUCUUCAGAUGUAAGCCCCUCUGUUUACAAGGCCUUGUAAAACCCGUUACAAAGACGUAUAGGUACUAGAAAUAGAAUAAUAUUUUAAGUGGGGUGUGAAAAGGUUUUCCAGCGCAUUCUUUCAAGAAGUAAAUUUCUUUUAAUAAUUCCUGCAAAAUGCAUUUAUGCUUUGCAAAAGACAUCUUUUCUUUUGUGUCUUUGUAGAAAAGUCCCAAACUUUGUCUUGCAUUUCAUGAACUCAAGGUAUUAUGCAGUCAGGGUGACUGAUGUUUCUAUUUACAGGCAAUUGAAUGGCCAUUAAAGCAUCCAGAAUCCUUUGCACGCCUGGGUCUUAGUCGCCCUAGAGGUGUUCUACUGUAUGGCCCACCAGGGUGCUGUAAAACCACACUUGUACGUGCAGCAGCAACAUCUUGUCAGUGUACCUUCAUGGCCCUCAGCUGUGCACAGCUGUACUCACCUUUUGUUGGAGAUGCAGAGAGGAAAUUAAGAGAGGUGAGUUAAAAGUAGACUUUCCUAAGUCCCAUUAGUGAUCAACAUCAAUUUCUCCUGACAAUAUCUUUUCAUUGUCAAUAGAAAUGGUUUUGAGAAUUGGUAAAAUGAUCACUAAAGAGAAAAUGCUUUGAUCUUUUACAGCGUAACCUCGAUUUAUCGAACCUUUAUAUAACGAAGUCCUUGACGUAACAAAGGAUUUGAACAGAACCUCGAUAUACUGAACCUUGAUUUAACAAAAUCCUCAUUAUAACGAGCACAAUCCAGAAAUGCAAACAAAGAAUAUACCUCGAUAUAACAAAUAUGUAUCAACAUGUGAGCAAAAGAUAGCUAAAGAUGAAUGCGAAACAGACUAACGAGGAUAGAAUUUAUGUAUAGAGUAGUUUCAAGCAGUUUCGUUUGCUUGUUCUUGUAUUUCUUGUAUAUUUGUGGCAUAGCUAUGUACAGCUCUGAACUGAGACAAAAGCUUCGUAUUCAAAUGUUUAUUACAGAAAUUGUUCAGAUCCAAAAAUGCCGGGUGUUGGAAAUUAAUCAUUAAUUGCACCUAUAUAUAACAAAGAUUUUGCUUGUUUUCCAAAAAUUUGUUAAACUGAGGUUUUUGAUGUAAUGAACCCUAGAUAUAACGAACAAAUAUCCUUAAGAGUCCCUUGGCACUUUGUUAAAUUGAGGUUCCAAAGUAUCAAACUCUCUCAGCAAUUCUUUAAGGAAAUGUAUGAAGAUCAGUCGGGAGAAUUUAUAUGUGGAUCAGUAGUGGGGCUUAAGGAGUUAAUUUUUUAAUCUGACUCAACUAUCCCUCUUCUGUUUGGUUUUCUACCUGAACUGAACUGUGCCAGGAAGUUAAGAGACAACUGGGCUCAGUUCAUGCUAGCCAGUGCACAGGUAUCCCAAGUGAUGUAUUGUAUAACUUGUGAUGGUACUACCCUCCUUUGCAACAACUGAAUAUAAAACUGUGAAAGGUUUGAACACGGGAGUCAUUUCAAAAGUAGGUGGAGUUUGAUCGUCCAGGGAAACGUAGUCCUGAAUAGGACUGUUGUUGUUGACAGUCAUUGUCAACAACAACAGUCCUAGUCAGGACUACUUUCACCGGGACGAUCAAACUCAACCUACUUUUGAACUGAAUAUAGUUGUAGAUAUUAUGCAUGCUCUACCACUAAACUACUACUGAAAAUGGAACAGGAGACAGCAUAGCUAAGCAGCUAGAGCACUGCGUUUGUAAUCUGAAGGUCCCAAUUUCAAGCCCUGCGCUGACUACCUGCUGGAUUUGCACUGUGUAGUCUCAAGUUCAAAUCCGCAGUCACACUUGUAAAAGAACCAACUGCUUUGCCUCUUGAAAGUUUGGAUUCUCAAUCCUGAUAAUAUGUCUACUUGAAUUAUUGGUUUCAGUUGUUUGCACUGCCCCUCCAGGAAUCAUCAUCAUCAUUAUCAUCAUUUUUAGUUAUUAUCAUUAUUAUCAAAAUUAAUAUUUCUGAAAUGUGUUUGUAUUGUUUCAGGUUUUUACGAAGGCUCGAGCUGCUGCUCCUUCAGUGCUGUUCCUGGACGAGCUGGAUGCCAUCGUGGGCAAACGGUCAGGAAACAGUAGUACUGGGGUCGAGAGCCGACUGCUUUCCACUCUGUUGAAUGAAAUGGAUGGGGUUGGUGUGUUGGCAAACAUCUACCAAUCAGGGGAAAGGAACUCUUGUAACCAUGGUAAUGAACAGUUGAUGAGAAGGGACUGCGAGUCAGGUCACCUUGGAAAUGAGCCUUUUUCGAUUAAAACACAAAGGCUUAAACUUAUCAGCUCUUCAGCUGUAAAAGACGUUCUUAUUGUGGCCGCCACCAACCGUCCAGAUGCUAUUGAUGAGGCCCUUCUCAGGCCGGGCCGAAUUGAUCGCAUCAUUUAUGUGCCACCACCAGACAUUGAGGCCAGGUUACAAAUUCUUAGAGUGCAUACUCGUGCUAUUCCUUUAGCGGAGGAUGUUGAUUUAGAGGAGCUGGGGCUCAGUACUGAGCUGUUCUCUGGCGCGGAUAUUGAGAACUUGUGCAGAGAGGUAAGGGAGGUUAACUACGUCCAGUCCCAAAAAAUUCAAGGUAAAAUUGGCGUAAUUGUAUUAACAAUUAUUGAAGAAGGAGAAUGGUAUCAGAAAAUCAAUUAAACACAAGAUAAGGUAGUUUCUACGAAGUAUUCUAUCAUCCAUUUGUAGUUUAACUAGAUUAAUUUUAAGAACAGAUUUUUAUUGAGUGUUUAGGCCACUAGAAUGUAACAAAAGAUAUGUCCUUUUAUCUUUUGGCAAUAACGAUUAUCGUUUAUUAUUUAUUUAUUCAGUUGUUUCGUCUUGGGAUAGCUGUGAACGCCAUUUUUUUUAGUUUACUGUUUAUUGACCAAGCAACCUCGCUUCCAGGCAAAUGUACCAUCAAAUUGAAGGUAUAUUGCUCGUCUCCUCCUAAUUUGGUCAACGCCUACUGGUUAUGAAAAAUUAGCUGGGAGAUUUGAGCCAAUCAGAAACGGCGAAAUUUUUAGAAUGAACAAUAAAAGAGUUUAUUAGGUCCCCCUUCCUCCUCCUCUCCGCGUUUUCACGUAUUCAUGUCAGUCAAAAGAAGAUAAGCUCUGAUUUAUGCGUAAUAUUAUUAUGGUUAUUUUUCAGUCAGCGCUGUACGCGUUAGAAGAAGGAGGCAUGACAGUGAGUAAAGUUGAACGCAAGCAUUUCAUGGCUGCUUUAUCCACAGUCAAACCGUCCCUGACAACAACUCAACUCAAAGAAUGUCAGAUGGCACCUCGGUAA